Tupaia belangeri chinensis (Chinese tree shrew) is the source of this 3857-nucleotide messenger RNA. RefSeq names its product calcium binding protein 39 like (gene CAB39L). NCBI's taxonomy places the organism in Eukaryota, Metazoa, Chordata, Mammalia, Scandentia, Tupaiidae. Gene Ontology annotation, biological process: intracellular signal transduction. The transcript is spliced from 9 exons. Gene Ontology annotation, molecular function: protein serine/threonine kinase activator activity. The record is from RefSeq and is a predicted model, not a curated record. The coding region runs from base 425 to 1438 and encodes 337 amino acids.
UGUUCCAGAGGGAGAGGAGGACGCUUAAGCAAGCUGGUUUGACCAGAAACAGAACUGCCUGUGACAGAUUAAGAGACAAGCAAGCCUUGGAAUCCGAGAGCAAGCAGAGAGUGGAAAUUUACAGCUGCUCUGUGAGUGUUCAAGUGAUCAUUUUCUGCUAACGUUUUCCGGUGGUAACUGUUACUCCUCAAAGAGGGAGACAGAAAGUCAAGACAGAAUUGUGGAAACACUUUUCUUUGCCACACUUUGGUAACAGGAGGCAAACUCUAUUAAAUGGAAGAUAAAGGCUACUUCAUCUAAAGUGCUUUGAGCCUGAGAAAGAGCUGUCUUCAGCACCUCGCCAUGUGUCUACUUUUGGUUGCUUAGACAAGUGAGGCAUCUUUAUAACAUUUGCAUUCCAUAUUGGAAGAAAAGAUUUUUACACAUGAAAAAAAUGCCUUUGUUUAGUAAAUCACACAAAAAUCCAGCAGAAAUUGUGAAAAUUCUGAAAGACAACCUGGCCAUUUUGGAAAAGCAAGACAAAAAGUCAGACAAGGCUUCAGAAGAAGUGUCAAAAUCACUGCAAGCAAUGAAAGAAAUUCUGUGUGGUACAAAUGACAAAGAACCCCCAACGGAGGCAGUGGCUCAGCUGGCACAAGAACUCUACAAUAGUGGGCUGCUGGUGACACUGAUAGCUGACCUCCAGCUGAUAGACUUUGAGGGAAAAAAAGAUGUGACCCAGAUAUUUAACAACAUCCUGAGAAGACAGAUAGGCACCCGGAGUCCCACUGUGGAGUACAUUAGUGCUCAUCCUCAUAUCCUGUUUAUGCUUCUCAAAGGAUACGAAGCCCCACAGAUUGCCUUGCGUUGUGGGAUUAUGCUGAGAGAAUGUAUUCGCUAUGAACCACUUGCCAAAAUCAUCCUCUUUUCUAACCAAUUCAGAGAUUUUUUUAAGUAUGUGGAGUUAUCAACAUUUGAUAUUGCAUCAGAUGCCUUUGCAACUUUUAAGGAUUUAUUAACCAGACAUAAAGUGUUGGUAGCAGACUUCUUAGAACAAAAUUAUGACACUAUUUUUGAAGACUAUGAGAAAUUGCUUCAAUCUGAGAAUUAUGUGACUAAGAGACAAUCUUUAAAGCUGCUAGGUGAGCUGAUCCUGGACCGCCACAACUUUGCCAUUAUGACCAAGUACAUCGGCAAGCCAGAGAACCUGAAACUGAUGAUGAAUCUUCUUCGGGACAAAAGUCCCAACAUCCAGUUUGAAGCCUUCCAUGUUUUUAAGGUGUUUGUGGCCAGUCCUCACAAAACCCAGCCCAUUGUGGAGAUUCUAUUAAAAAAUCAACCCAAACUCAUUGAGUUUCUGAGCGGCUUCCAGAAGGAUAGGACGGACGAUGAGCAGUUCGCGGAUGAGAAGAACUACCUGAUUAAACAGAUCCGGGACUUGAAGAAGACAGCCCCUUGAAGAUCUCGCCAUUUCCCGCCACCAUCCUUUGUCUCAUUUACCCAGUUUGUACAUUGAGUGUCUUUUCAAAAAGUUAGUGUUCUGGGACGGUUUUGGAGGGGCCUGUUUUUUCCCCAAUUCCUUAUUCAGGUUAGAUGAAAUAUAAGUGUUUGAAUGGAAAAAAGAACCUAGAAACCUAGAAUAAUAUGUUGAUUUUAAUCAAGUCUGUGAUUACGUGAAAUCAGAGCCAUUGUGUUAGAGUUUGAUAAAAGUGGUUGUAACUUGCAGACCCGAGCACUUGGUCACCAAGUAGGACCCCAAACAAAACGGACCCCUGAGCCUUCCUUGAGGCCUGAGUUCUUCAGGGCGAACUGGGAAUGGGGCCAGGAUGUGAAAACCGUAUUGUCAUCUGCCCUUACUCAGAUUUCUCAAGGCACCGAAAGAUCCCAGAGAAGGUUACUGUUUUCAGUCAUUAUGUGUCCCUUUGUCUCUGCCUCCCAUCUUUUGACUGUAAUUAGUGGUUCCUAAAUUCCUAGUGGGAACUGGGCCCACCCUUCAGCCCGGCACUCCCUUCUGCUCAUUGGCCCAUGUUCUGUCCUGCUCCGCCUGCGGCCCAGUUAACACAGGAGAGAGUGAGGAGGAGGAGGCCGGAUCAACAAGGGUUGGGGGCACAGAGGUCCCAGGCGGUGUGACCCACUCCUAGAGAACUGCAAACAGAAGCUUCUAGAUAGAGUCACUGCUGUUCCACAUCGACGUCUGGAGGGUCAGUGGGUGACAUAGUUCAUGCAUAAUCGCCAUUAUGGGAAGGCUGCUUUGUGGGGCAAGUGCAUCUGAGUGAGGAAUCAUUGAACUGGGAUGCCCAGCGGGUGCAAAACCAGAGGGCUGUGGUAGGAGAACUGUUAUCAAUACGGGGACAUUGCCCUUGGCAGGCAAAGUGAUUAAUGCAUGAAAAGAUUCUCAAAUGACUUAAUAAUAUCAUCUUCAGUUUGCUUUCUAAUUUGUCAUUCUAUAAUUGCCUAUCGAAGUCCUCAGUGAAAAGAUAGAAAACCUAUAAAACUUCGGCCCCUGGUACCCUCUUGCACCCUAGGGAGAUUAAGGAGUUAAUCUGUGUUCCUUAAAAAACAAACAAACAAACAAAAAGUGGAACCAAAACCUAAAUGUCAAAAGGUCAUGAUUUGUUUUCAGACAUCAAGGGUAUAAAAUGGAAUGUGAGAGUUAUAUUUACAAGGUAUUAAAGGUACAAUUGCUAGUGUGGUUUUUUUAUUUAUUUACUUUUUAUAAUUCUAUUUCUAAAUCAUGACUCCUGCCUUCCUUGGGAACACUCACUUUUUACAAUCCAUGGGCACCGUGUCCUUUUUCUUCAGCCAGGUAUUUCUCUACGCAGAGAGGAAAAGGGAACUGUUCUCUGGGACCAGUGGCCUUUGUAGAUCUUGCUGCUGAAGAAUCGCCUGGCUGGCGUCACCCCCUAAGCUGGGCGCAGGUGUGUGCGGCUUCCCGACCCUGCACGGAACCCUGAGGCAGAUGGCCGACCUCCUGGGCCUUCCCAGCGGCUCUGGCCAGCGCUAGCGUCGGAGGGUCAGCCGGCCGCCCUGACGGCCUGCCUCUUCUGUCACUGACGUCACGGUAUUUUUAUAAUUGCCAGGGCCCCAUAGAAUUUGACUUUUCUACUUUUGUUUGCUAAAUUCAAAGAGAUGAGUUUAGAUAUUUUAAAAAAUGAAAGUGAACUAACCAUUGGAGCUUUAUUUAGUUACUUAAUACUGUUCCACAGCAUCACGGGACACAUGUUUUUAAUCAGAAAGGCCUCAUUGUAAUUUUUUCUUCUUUGAUAAAGGAAGUAGAGUUUAUUUCGUUUGGGCUUGAAUCAGCUCUUCCCCAACAGUCCCUUAUCCUAGCUCAGGACCUGUCAGACACUAGGCCCUGGGGUUUGUCAUGAUACAGAUUUAUAAGUUAUUUAUGUGAAGUGGAGCAGGACACUCACAGUCAAAAUAUAUUCAUAUUUGCAGAGCUCACCGUAAGUAUUCUGAGAAUCGGAUUUUGCAAGGGGCGUAUUUAAUAAGCUAUUACAGAAGCACACAUUUAAAUAAAGACUGACGAGAUUAAAAGCUACCACACACACGCCUUGGCUGGUUCCAUUGCCCUGCAUGUCAUGUGCUGUGUUCUUGUCACCACUGCCAACAGGGAAAGCCCCAGGCUGGAGGGAGACCAGCCUCGCAGGGCACUGAGGCCGCACGACACCCCAGCACCAUCCUCCCGUGUGCUCUGCCCACAGUGGUCGCCUCCACAUUUCCUCGACUGAGCCGUGCUCCCGCCAGGCGCUGAAUGUAUACCUCCCAGUACCGAUGCCCCCCACAGCUGGAGUCAUCCCAUCUCCUACAGGAGGACAUUGGGGUUCCGAGCGGCUUAACUGCCUGGAUCUCGUGUGAGACACAGUAGAUACAAA